CGGCGAUGCGCGCUCCCGAAAAUAAACCUCUGACGCCUUCAUCCGGGAACUACUACGGACUCGUUCUCCAACAUGGCAGCGUCAGCUAAGAAGAAGAAUAAGAAGGGGAAGACCCUCACUCUGACUGACUUCCUGGCAGAGGACAAGGGAACCAGCAAUGCGCCCCCCAGCUACCCAGCCAAGUCCACUAGCUGGGCCGACGAGACCGAUGACUUAGACGGAGAUGUUUCAACCUUGUGGCACACGGAGGAGGAUUCAUUCCGGGCAUCGGCCAUUGACCGGUCCAUCCUGCCCACAGCACCUCGCUCGGCUCGUGAACCCAAUGUUGACCGGUCCCGACUGCCCCGCAGCCCACCGUACACGGCCUUCCUGGGCAACCUGCCCUAUGAUGUCACUGAGGACUCGAUCAAAGACUUCUUCCGCGGCUUGGCAAUCAGUGCAGUGCGUCUGCCUAGAGAGCCCAGUAACCCAGAGAGGCUGAAGGGCUUCGGCUAUGCUGAAUUUGAUGACGUGGACUCCCUCCUGAGGGCCCUGAGUCUCAACGAGGAGAACCUGGGAAACCGAAGGAUCCGUGUAGAUAUUGCAGACCAGUCGAAUGAUAAAGAGAGAGACAAUGGUUCUAUGGGAGGCCGAGACAGGGGUGGACGGAUGUCGGACAUGGGGCCCGACAAGACGGACAGUGACUGGAGGGCUCGUCCCACUUCAGAUGCUGCCGACGAUGGACCUCCCAAGAGAGAGGAAGCUUUUGGAGAGAGAUCACGGGACCGCUAUGAGUCAGAUCGUUUCAAAGAUGGGCCACGGCGGGACAAUGACCGCUACGAUGGAGGACGAGACCGCUUCCGAGAUCGCUAUGAUGACAGGGACCGUAGAGACUUCGAUAGAGGAGGUUUUGACUCUCGUGGUGGUAGUGCUGGUCGUGACGCAGGAGGAGGUCGUCGUGCCUUUGGCACCGGCUUCCGCCGCGAUUAUGAUGACAGUCGAGGUAGCAGUGAUCGUUUCGGGGAACGUGGGGAACGCGAGGACCGGUAUGAGAGAAGGGAGGAUAAGCGUGACGGAGCUGCUGUGGAGAGACCCAAGUUGGUCCUUAAGCCCCGUAGCAUGCCCAAGGACGAAGAAGGUGGUGGCGGUGGAGGAGGCAGUGGUGGCGGUGGCGGUGGUGGCGGUGGUGGCGGUGGCGGCGGUGGUACCACCCCAGCUGCACCCCCGAGCUCCGGCAGCAGGACCUCGUCCAUCUUUGGUGCGGCCAAGCCGGUUGACACAGCAGCCAAGGAGAGGGAGGUGGAGGAAAGGCUGAAGAAAGAGGAAGAGAGACUGCAGAGGCAGCUGGAGGACGACAAAGGCCGGGGACCCGACAGAAAGAUGCGAGACAGGGACCCAAGCUGGCGUACUGAAGAAACUCAUACUCAGCGUUCUCGCACAGGAAGUGAGUCUUCACAGCAAGGAAGUACUUCUGGAAGAGGCUCCCGGUGUCGAGAUGGUGAGCGCUCUGGAGAGAAUGAGGUUUUCAGUGCGAGAGAAGGUGAGCCCUCCUCCCCUGGGACCUCACCGCUGCCCCCCCCUAUCAGCAGCUCCAAGGAGCCGCUGAAGGUGGUGCCUGCACCUCCUCCAAAGGAGAACGUCUGGGCCAAGAGAAGUGCAGCCAGCACAGGCUCUAGCGAGGGUGAUGGGCGACCUCCAGUUUCUCCUGUCUCUCCAAGUGAUUCAACUCCUCCCAAGCUCAGCUCCCCGAGUUCUGCAGAUGAAAGAGAAUCUGGAAAAGAUGAGAACAAGGCUGACGGUAUGCGUCGGGACCGGGGUCCCCCAAGGGCACGAGGGGGGCCUGCAGGGCCUGGAGCAGGGCGGGCCCGAGGAGAGGGUCCCAACAGAGACCGAAGAAAGGAGGCAGACAGAAAGGAUAACAGAAGAGACCGAGACUCCAGACCACCCCCAGAGCCAAAGAAAUUUGAAGGAGCCCCAGCCCCUAAGUUCAGCUCAGCCAGUAAGUACGCCGCUUUGCUAAUGGACGAAGACCAAGGAGAUGACGCAGAGGACGUAGAAUAGAAAGAAGAUAACGAGACAAGACCCGAAAGCGCAAGAAGAAGAAGAGGAGAAGAAGAUGACCGCUGAAAAAGUAAUCUCACAUAGCUUAUGAAAAAACUCCUCACAUGGAAGAGGCUCCUGGGAGGACUUCACUCCCUCCUUCCUUUCCUCCUACAAACCUGUCCUUUUUCUUUCAAAACACCCACCCAUCCUCCCUCCCCCGCCCCAACUUCAGGACUAUUCAGCUUCUUAAGAAUAGUCGCAUACUGGACUUGUUUUAAAUGGAAAAGGAGUAGCUGACACAUGGAAAAGUGAUGGAUAACAUUGAAUUAAUUGUAAUAAAUAAAUGGAAAAAGUGGGGAAAAAAUGAAUUUGUAUAUUUGUGUAUCACUGAUGUGGUGAGGUUGGAUGAUAUGACAGAAGAUGUAGUUUACUAAGUGGAACCUGUUUUUUUUUUUUUUUUUUUAAUAUCUUUUUAUCCAUUUUUGAUUCAUUGACUGGCAUAAUUACUGGAUCAAAUGCAUUACUAUUCAUUAUAAGCCUUUUUAUUCUAAAUUAAAGUAUUAUUAUAGAAUUAUUUUAAAUCAAUCGCCUAAAUCAAAUUUAUUCACGAAAAUUGUUCAAGAAAACCCCGUUUUCCAAUACUGCAUCAUAACUGUUGAGAUGGGUUACCAGUGUAAAACCAUUUGUCAUGUGUGCAGCACCAUGUAGCAUGAUUGAACUGCUUCCAAGCUGAUUCACAGUAUUGCAAUAGAGGACUGUGUAAUGGACUAAAGUAUUGCAGGAGUGACUAAUAUUUUUCAAAAAGAAAAGAAAACACACAGCCGCUGCACGAUUCUCACUGAAUUUAGUGCCAUCACUAUUAUCCUCAGUCAUUGCAUUGAUGAAAACCAUUAAAGGCUCAUAAUGGUUGUUUAAAGCUGUCUUAAAGAUGCUCCACAGCUGUCUAAAUCAUUCACUCUUUCAGAAGUGAGUAAUACAAAAUAUUUGGGGAAAGUCUGGAGUUGCCUAGGAUGUGAGGAUUUCCAUGAACAUGUCUUCCAAUUUUCAAUAAAUUGGGGUCAUCUUGUGCGUUCAAA
Molecule: messenger RNA, 3098 nt
Organism: Anarrhichthys ocellatus (wolf-eel)
Lineage: Eukaryota; Metazoa; Chordata; Actinopteri; Perciformes; Anarhichadidae
Gene: eif4ba
Product: eukaryotic translation initiation factor 4Ba
Exons: 15
Coding region: 73-2040 (655 amino acids)
Molecular function (GO): RNA binding
Source: RefSeq, a predicted model, not a curated record